AUGACUUCUCGGGAUCAGCUGGUGCAGCAGGUGCUGCGGGAUCUGCAGGAGGCAGUGGAGUCCGAGGGCCUGCAAAGUCUCACCAGUGCUGCAGUGGAGGCCAAGCAGGUCCUAUCUUCCUUCACCCUCCCCAUCUGCCAGAAGGGUGGCCCUGGGCCCCAGGUGCUGGAGGUGGACUCUGUGGCCCUGAGCCUGUACCCAGAGGAUGCUCCUCAGAACAUGCUGCCCCUGGUGUGCAAGGGUGAGGGUAGCCUGCUAUUUGAGGCAGCCAGCAUGUUGUUGUGGGGGCACGCCGGUCUCAGCUUGGAGCUGCGGGCCCGCACUGUGGUGGAGAUGCUGUUGCACAGGCACUAUUAUCUCCAGGGCAUGAUCGACUCCAAGGUGAUGCUGCAGGCUGUGCGCUACUCCCUGUGCUCCGAGGAGUCCCCCGAGAUGACCAACCUGUCUUCUGCCACGCUGGAAGCCAUCUUUGAUGCAGAUGUCAAGGCUACGUGCUUCCCUACCAGCUUCUCCAACGUGUGGCACUUGUAUGCCCUGGCCUCCAUCCUUCAGCGCAAUAUCUACUCCAUCUACCCCAUGCGCAAUGUCAAGAUCCGGCCCUAUUUUAACCGUGUUAUCAGGCCUCGCCGCUGCACCCAUGCGACCUCCAUGUUGCACAUCAUGUGGGCUGGCCAGCCCCUCGCUGACCACCUCUUCCGCCACCAGUAUUUUGCCCCCGUGGUUGGGUUGGAAGAGGUGGAGGCUGAUGGUCCUGCUACCCUGAACCCCAUUUCUCCGGUCCUGGGUUCUCUGCGACCACCCGCCGAAACCCUGGAGCUGCUCAACCGGGAACCUGGCCUCAGCUACUCCCACCUCUGUGACCGCUCCGGCAUCACCAAGAGCACCUUCUACCGCUGGCGGCGGCAGACCCAGGAGCACCGGCAGAAGGUGGCCACCCGCUUCUCUGCCAAGCACUUCCUGCAGGACAGCUUCUACCGUGGGGGGCUUGUGCCGUUGCAACAGUUCCUGCAGCGAUUCCCCGAGAUCUCCCGUUCUACCUACUAUGCCUGGAAGCAUGAGCUGCUGGGCUCUGGUGCUGAUUCAGCCUCGGUCCCGGCUGCUCCGCCCAGGGAGGCACUGGCUGGGCCAGAGCUGGAGAGCCUGCCUGGGAAGAAGGCUGCUGAGGGACUGGGGUGCUCCUCCCUGGCAGCGGCGGUGUCAAGCCCCAGUGUGAUCUUUAUGCAGCGCGCCAAGUCGUACCUGGAGCAUUGCAUCUCUCUGAACAAACUGGUACCCUAUCGCUGCUUCAAAUGCAGGUUCCCUGGCAUCUCGAGGUCCACCUACUACAACUGGAGGCGGAAGGCCCUCAGGAGGAGUCCCAGUUUCAAGCUGGCCCCAGCCCCGGCAACCACUGAGUCUCUACCCCCAACAGAUGUUGGGGACAGGGCCCUGCUCUCUUUGAAGGAUGAGGUGGGAGAAGAGGGGACAGGAAAAGCGGUAGUAGGCGAGGCCCCCCCCGUUUCCCAGGGGCUCGUUUCCACAAGGAUGCCCCUGUCUCGUUGGCAGAGGCGACUGCGCAGGGCUGCCCGGAAGCAGGUGCUAAGUGGGCACCUGCCUUUCUGUCGCUUCCGCCUCCGCUACCCUAGCCUGUCACCCUCCACUUUUUGGGUAUGGAAAAGUCGUUCCCGGGGAUGGGCCAGGGUGCAGGCCUCCUCUUUGGGCCGAAGGGGGCAGGAGCCAGAUGAAGGGCAGGAGAUGGAAGCUGUUAAGAAGGUAACAUCUGUGGUGGCUCCUCAGGCGGAGACGCUGCCAGGGGUUGCUUCUUCAGAAAACACUCCAGCAGAUGCCCAGGGAGGGCCCUCUAGAGAAGGGGUCAUUCAGGAGACACCUGUGACCCAGGGCCAACCCCACAGUGGAUUCCUGUCAAGCCAGACUGUGGCAGCAGCCACAGGUGGCAGGGAUGGCCAGGUGCUGGUGAUGGACAUGCUUACCACCACAAGGUUCAAGGCCCAAGCCAAGCUGUUCCUCCAGAAGCGCUUCCAAUCCAAGACUUUCCCCUCCUACAAGGAGUUCCAAGCUCUCUUCCCCCUCACUGCCCGCUCCACCUACUACAUGUGGAAGCGGGCGCUCUUUGAAGGCCUCACGCUGGUUGAUGGCUGA
Messenger RNA from Onychomys torridus (southern grasshopper mouse), 2139 nucleotides. RefSeq names its product vertebrae development associated (gene Vrtn). Gene Ontology annotation, cellular component: chromatin. Gene Ontology annotation, biological process: regulation of transcription by RNA polymerase II. NCBI's taxonomy places the organism in Eukaryota, Metazoa, Chordata, Mammalia, Rodentia, Cricetidae. The record is from RefSeq and is a predicted model, not a curated record.